GUUAAACUCUCGCACAAGCAAGACGCACUUUCACCGGUGACAGUUCGCUACCUCGUGGAAGAUAUCGAUAAGUGAUCAGUGAUUCAGUGAUAUUGCCCUUUGGAAAGAGAUAAGAAUGCAUCAGAAGGUGACAGGCUGGGCUCUAUUAGCCCUUAUCAGUUCGUCAGCCAUCCUUCAUACACUUGCGUUUCCUCAGCCACCAGCACUCAUCUCACAGGCCACAAGUAAUGUUCGAACACAAAACCUCCAGUAUUACAGCAAUUCAUUGCCACUCUCUCAUCGAGAACAAAUAGCAGAGGAACGUAAGUUCGCUGAAAAACCCAACGCGUUAAAGAAAGUAGCGUUGGAUGAUCUGGACGACAUUCAAAAUAAUUCAAUUUCGGAUGGCGGAUUUUCGUGGUCUAACAUGCUGGGUAUGAUAAUGCACAUGAUCUUCAACCCUGGCGGCAACGGACCCAACAAGAGUGACAACUUGGACACUGAUGUCGGCUCACCAUCCCCUUGGGCCAGUUUAAUAUCUAUGGGUUUCAAAAUCUUAACUGCCAUUCUUGGAGGAGGAGCAUCGAAUGACGGCAUCGACAAGGUCGACAACGGAAAUUCUCCAAUGCAGAGUAUAUUGGCCGCGGUUCUGUCGACGGUGCUCGGUGCAAAAGAUCCUGAUCAAGUCGCCUCCAUGGCAAAGCAGGCUGGAGAGUUUAUCAACAUCGUCGUGAAUCUUUUGGAUGCUCUUAAGACCUCGUUAUCACAUCGGUCUCUUAGUGCUCGGUCAGCAGGCCGUAAGGACUCUGUUAGUGAUGCCGCCCUCGCUGGUAUUGCUAUGCUCAAGACCUACGUAAGAUCUUUUGGGACAAACGAUGACAAAUGCCUUCAGAAAUACGUCUGCGAUGCAAACAAUGAAUGUUCCAGUGAUAUUGGACCCAAGAGUGUCUUCUGCCAACUCGGAACCUAUGCCGCAAGCUUUGUCCUGGAGAGACAGUCAGCGGGCACUUUUGAUCAAUUUUAUGAGGCAGGGCGCCGUGGUCGUUCUGGAAUCGAUUGCCGUCAACUCUACCUCGAAUGCAACGAGGUUUAAUCUUUUAGGUCAGCUUAAGACCCACUUAUACGUAAAAUUCCUCCAAAUAAUUUAAACAGAUGAUAAUAACGAAUAACACGUUGUGUGAAAGAUGGAACUUAAAAACAACUUUUGUUUUAAAUUGAAUGGAAUAUGGUCAUCCGUUUUUAAAAUUUGAGAACUUAUAUUUCUUUUUGAAACGUUAAUUUUUUUCAAUUCAGUUUAUGUGCUUUUUAUAAACCCUUUGUUUAGCUUUGAAUGGAAAUUGGCAGUCUGUUGAAAAUAUUUUAUCCCAUCGCACAGUACUUAUAAACUGCAUAAA
This is a messenger RNA of Pararge aegeria (speckled wood butterfly), 1373 nucleotides long. RefSeq lists its product as uncharacterized. NCBI's taxonomy places the organism in Eukaryota, Metazoa, Arthropoda, Insecta, Lepidoptera, Nymphalidae. The transcript is spliced from 7 exons. The record is from RefSeq and is a predicted model, not a curated record. Bases 116 to 1072 code for a protein of 318 amino acids.